This is a messenger RNA of Stegodyphus dumicola, 456 nucleotides long. Its product is annotated as lysine-specific demethylase RAD23A-like. Lineage: Eukaryota; Metazoa; Arthropoda; Arachnida; Araneae; Eresidae. Gene Ontology annotation, biological process: proteasome-mediated ubiquitin-dependent protein catabolic process; nucleotide-excision repair. Gene Ontology annotation, molecular function: proteasome binding; polyubiquitin modification-dependent protein binding; ubiquitin binding. The record is from RefSeq and is a predicted model, not a curated record. Gene Ontology annotation, cellular component: cytosol; nucleoplasm.
GUUUAUGCAUUUAUUAUGUUUAUAUUAAAUCAUUCCAAUGUGAUUUUAGAUUCUUCAGAUGCCCAGCUUUUGCGGCACAUUUCUCUUACUGGCCCGCCUAGUCCAGGAAGUGCUUCUCUCCCAAAUCAAGAACGUAUAUUUCAGCUUUUCAGUGAAGCUAUGAGUGAUUGCCAACAACACACUAGAUUAGCAGAUAGUAUGAUGGAAGAAGAUCAUGAUUUGAUAACACAAACCUUUUCAGAAAUGGAAGCUGCUAAUCUGCACAGCACUUUGAGUGGUGAUCGAGCUUCUGCAUCACUUUCUCCUGAUUCCAUGCCAGAGACUAUGUCAAGCUGUGACAGAAUGUUUGAUGUCUGGAAUGAUACAUUUAAUAGCACCGAAGCUAUGGGUUUUGCUGGAAACUUACAGGAUAGAGAUCAUGAAGCUAUUGAGAGAGUAUGAUGUUUGACAUUAUUA